Molecule: messenger RNA, 1250 nt
Organism: Nicotiana attenuata
Lineage: Eukaryota; Viridiplantae; Streptophyta; Magnoliopsida; Solanales; Solanaceae
Product: putative quinone-oxidoreductase homolog, chloroplastic
Exons: 4
Coding region: 86-1075 (329 amino acids)
Molecular function (GO): oxidoreductase activity
Source: RefSeq, a predicted model, not a curated record
AUAAAAUGGAAGUACUACAUCGCCUCGCUGGUUUCGCUCCUUCCCCGAAUUCAGAGAAAGGUUUUGCCAAAGGCGUGAUUUUGAUAUGGCUGGGAAGGUGAUGCAUGCUCUCCAAUACAACUCUUAUGGCGGCGGUGCCGCUGGCUUGAAGCAUGUCGAAGUUCCUGUGCCUACACCGAAGAAGGAUGAGGUCUUGCUAAAACUGGAGGCUACAAGCUUAAAUCCUGUUGACUGGAAAAUUCAGAAGGGCGUGCUUCGUCCUCUUCUGCCUCCCAAGUUUCCUUUUAUUCCUACUACCGACGUGGGAGGAGAGGUAGUAGAGGUAGGAUCUAGUGUAAAAGAUUUCAAGGUCGGUGACAAGGUUGUGGCUAUGCUUAAUACCCUGAAUGGAGGUGGAUUGGCUGAAUAUGCGGUGGCUAAGGAGAGUUUGACUGUUCCGAGACCAGCCGAAGUAUCAGCUGCUGAAGGUGCUGGUCUUCCUGUUGCAGGUGUUACAGCUCUUCAGGCCCUUGUAAAUCCUGCUGAGGUCAAGCUCGAUGGAACUGGACCCCGGAAGAACAUUUUAGUUACAGCUGCCUCCGGUGGUGUCGGUCACUAUGCUGUGCAAUUGGCGAAACUUGGUAACGCCCAUGUUACUGCUACCUGUGGAGCCCGUAACUUUGAUUUUGUGAAGAGCUUAGGAGCAGAUGAGGUUCUUGAUUACAAGACCCCAGAGGGAGCAGCUCUUAAGAGUCCAUCAGGCCAAAAAUAUGAUGCAGUAAUUCACUGUACUACAGGCAUUCCUUGGUCUACCUUUGAGCCUAAUUUAAGUGCGAAAGGGAAGGUCAUUGACCUUACCCCUGGACCUAGUGCGAUGUGGACCUAUGCGGUAAAGAAACUAACCUUCUCAAAGAAGCAGUUGGUGCCAUUGCUUUUAAUUCCCAAGAAGGAGGACCUGGACUUGGUUGUUAGGCUUGUGAAGGAAGGGAAACUUAAAACAGUGAUCGACUCCAAACAUCCCCUGAGCAAGGCUGAAGAUGCUUGGAGCAGGAGCAUUGAUGGACAUGCAACAGGAAAGAUUAUUGUGGAGCCAUAGAGUAGUCUUUCAAAUGAUGUUAAUGUUAUAUAGGUGUGUAAUAAAAGGUAUGGGAGGCAUGUAUAUUAUGACAGGUAAAUCUACCCAGCGAUAACAAUUUUCAUUUGCCUUGUAUGUUGUGUGAUAAAUCUUUAUUUCUCUGGGAGUUGUUUAAUGACUUGUAUUUUACUGAGUA